AUGACUAGGGAGGGAAUGGGCAGCCAAAACCCAACAAACAGUGAGCGCUUAAGGACGAGUUGGACCCUACCUAUGGAACGCUAUUUUAUUGAUCUUAUGUUAGAUCAGGUUCAUAGGGGGAAUAGGAUGGGCCAUACAUUCAAUAAACAAGCUUGGAAUGACAUGUUGGUCAUGUUUAACACCAAUUUUGGGUCUCCCUAUGAUGUAAAUAUCUUGAAAAGUCAUUACACUAGUCUGUGGAAGCAAUUCAACGAUAUAAAGAAUCUUCUCGAUCAGAAUGGGUUUUCGUGGGAUAACACUCGGCAAAUGGUGAUUGCUGAUAGAUAUGCUUGGGAUGCCUAUGUCAAGGUUCAUCCAGAUGCACAGUUGUACAGGAACAAAGCUUUGAUGACCUUCAAUGAUUUGUGUUUGAUAUAUGCGCAUACCAAAGCAGAUGGAAGAUACAGCCUUUCAAGUCAUGAUAUAGAUUUCGAUGAUGACAUUCAGGGAAUGACUGACGGUGUUGGAAUGAAUAGCCCUACCCUUGCCCCUGGCCCUGGCCCUGUUCCUCCCCCUGCAAGUAAAGUGCAAACAAAUACAGAUUGGAAACCACCCAUGGACCGAUUUUUUCUGAAGCUUAUGCUGGACCAACUGGGAAAAGGAAAUAAGACCAAUAAUUCAUUCAAGAAACAGGCUUGGAAAGACAUGGUCACAUUGUUCAACACAAAGUUUGGUUCUCAAUAUAGGAAAAGUUUCUUAAAACAGCUUUAUAAGAAACUGUUGAAGUACUAUACUGAUGUCAGAAGCAUACUUGCAAUUAAAGGAUUUUAUUGGGACGAAAAAGAACAAAUGAUAGUGGCUGAUGAUGAUGUUUGGGAUAAUUACAUCAAGGCACUUCCAGAUGCACGUCUAUAUAGGAAGAAGCCCUUGCUGAACUAUCAAGAUUUGAACUUGAUAUAUGGAAAUGAAAUUAGCAACGUACUUCGUAGUCAUUUGCAUCAAGGCACAAAUUCUGAAGAUGACAUCUUACAGUACAUGACUGGUGAAGAGAGGGAGGGCCAUUCCGUUUAUGGUAAUGGUCAUUUGGCUUCCUUCGAGGAUCUUGACAGUGAAGGCCAAGAUUUAAUGAUAGAAGGGGAAGAGUCAGAAGACACUCAGAUCCAUGGAAAUGAUGAUUUUUCAAGGACAGAUUGGACACCUCCAAUGGACCGUUUUCUGAUUGACCUCAUGCUGAAGCAACUGCAGAAAGUGAAUAAGAUUGAUUAUUCUUUCGACGACCAAGCAUGGAUAGAUGUGCUUGUGCUGUUCAAGGAAAGAUUUGGGUUACAACAAGACAAAGAUCUCUUGAGGAGGCGCUACAAAAGUUUAGAGAAGCAAUACCAUGAUACAAAAGAUCUUCUUGACCAGAGAGGGUUUUGGUGGGAUGAUACACAACAAAUGGUCACAGCGUAUGAUGACAUUUGGGAUGCUUAUAUUAAGGAACACCCAGAUGCGGAAUCAUACAGAACCAAAUCCAAGCCAUACUAUAAUGAUUUGUGCUUGAUUUAUGGAAAGUCAAAAUCAGGUGAAAGGUGCAACCAAUCAGGUCAAGCUAUGGGCUGUAAUGGUGAUGCUAAGUAUAACCAUAGCUAUCACUGUAGAACUGAUUGGACACCUCCAAUGGAUCGAUAUUUCAUUGAUCUAAUGUUGGAGCAAGUUCGCAAUGGAAGUAUGGUUAACUCUAAAUUCAGCAGACUAGCCUGGACUGAAAUGGUUUCAAAGUUCAGAGCAGAAUUUGGUUCCCAGCAUGACAAAGAUGUUUUGAAAAGUCGUUUUUUUAAUUUGAGGAAACAAUUCAAUGGCAUGAAAACUCUACUUGACCAGAGUGGGUUUGCUUGGGAUGAAAUGCAACAUAUGGUAACUGCUGAUGAUCAUCUUUGGGAUGCUUAUGUCAAGGAACACCCUGAUGCACGAUCAUACUGCAACAGAACUCUCCCAAAUUUCAAUGAUUUGUACUUGAUAUAUGGAAAUGGAGACAUUUUUAAAAGGGAGAGUACUUCAAGUCACACUAUGGAUGCCAUGGAUGAUGAUCUGGGAGUUAAUCUUGGGGAUGAAACUCAGAGAACAUUGUCUUCGGAAGAUGAUGUCUGGGAAGCUUAUAUCAAGGAGCAUCCAUAUACAAUUGCAUGUGCAAAUAGAAUCUUGAACAGUUAUAAUGAUUUGACAAAAAUAUACGGCAAUGGAGCUCGUGAUGGAAGAUCAAGUUGUUUCGGUAGGAGCGUGGAGAAAAUGGAGAAAAUGGGGAUCAAUAUGAUGUUUGGUGAUACCCCAGCCAUGGAGUAUGAAAUAUUUGAUCAGCAAAAGAAGCGAAAACCAGCAGCUUCAUCCACCUCAGCUAGUAAAAGAGCUCAAAGAAUCAUCAAGGAGGAGAUACAAGAACCCUUGGAUGAGAAACCACAUAUAGUAAAAGGGUUGGUCAGCGAUGAAGAGGACAAAGACUGCUGCUCAAUAGAACGCAUUGUUGCUGCACUUGAUACUGUACCUGGCAUAGAUGAUGAGCUCUUCUUGGAAGCUUCUCUAAUUCUAGAAGAUGAUAAGAAAGCCAAGAUGUUUGUGGCAAUGGAUGUUGCAGCUCGAAAGAAGUGGCUAUACAGAAAACUUCGCCAGUAG
Messenger RNA from Prunus armeniaca (apricot), 2628 nucleotides. The record is from the annotation of a GenBank genome assembly. NCBI's taxonomy places the organism in Eukaryota, Viridiplantae, Streptophyta, Magnoliopsida, Rosales, Rosaceae.